CAAUCUGAAGAGCAACUCAAUAACAAUUUAUAAGAACCUUAUUGUAGCGGUUUUCGUUUCGGAGCGGACGUUCCUCUUGGGAAUCAACAGAACGGCAGAUCAGAUUGGGUCAAAUACAAAGCUAACUUAUGUUUACAGUAGGGUGAUUAAGUAUUAUCAAUUGAGUUGAUAAAGUAAAUUGGCCACCGCAAAUAGUUUCAAAGCUAGCUUUGAAAAAUGACAGCGUUCACUCAAUGGUUACUUUUACGCAAGUAAACGUCUACCUCAACUAUGGCCAAUUUUUUUUUUAACGCAUGUUCACUAGCGCAAAAACGCAAAAUUGGAAAUCUAGCUUUAGCUUUCUUUAAAACAUAUUAGUUUGGCUUCUGAUCUUACGACGUUGCUUUUAUUUUUGUUUCAUUGCAGAGAUUGUGUCAGUUGAUCGCCAUAGUGCUGCAUUAUUUCUUCAGCGCCUCUUUCUCGUGGAUGUUCGUCGAAGGUCUGCACAUGUAUCGCAAGCUCAGGGAAAAGAGGAAUAUAGACACUGGGAAAUUGUCCUUCUAUUUCUUCAUGGGGUGGGGUAAGUGGUACGAAUGUUGUCCAACAGGGAAUGUAUGGUAUCAAUCCUUUGAAGUGACUAACCCUUAAAUUCUCCCUCUAACAUCCAUACAUUAUCCAGCAAACAGGAAGUGAGAAUACCCAAAUUAUAAGGUAGAGCUUGUUAUCUUGAUCCAACACCAAAUAAUUGGGACUUAUUUACAAGGAAAUGUAAUGCAACUGGAGGGGAGAAUUAACAAUUACAUCGUGGGAGUAAAUAGGUUAAAUUUCGUGAGUUGUAAGCAGGCAUUUUUCGUAAAAAAAAAAACCGGAGGAGGGGGGAUGGAAGAGGAAUGACUGAUACAAGAUGCCUACCAAAAGUUACAUUUUUAAAAUAUUCGCUCGCCAUCGCCUAUUUGAAGAUAAGUUUGCUUUUGAAAAUUAAUGCUUUCAAAUAAUAAUUAUAAAACAUAUCAUAAAACACGGAUUUCUGUGCAACGAGUGUGGUUUUUUUUUGUCUCAGGAUGUCCCGCUAUUGUGGUCGGAGUUUCCGCUGCCUUAGCGAACGAGGGCUACGGAAACCAGAGAUUGUAAGUAAACUUACGAGUAUGGUCGCUGUAGAACUUUUUACUAGUCUCCGUAAACAGUUUGUUUGUACUUUUAACAUUCUUAGACCAAGCAAUAGAUAGUGACAGUUCCCACUAAUUUCGCGACAUUUGACCUUUUUUUAUUACUUUUCAGCUGCUGAAUGUCGACAAAUGGAACACUUAUCUGGACCUUUACUAUUCCGAUCAUCAUCAUUGUCGCGGUAAGUAGCUUCACGAAUGAUCCCACUCCUGACAAUACAUGUCAAUAUUAACGGCAAACCAAGAGGUAAAUCUCUUGUGGUAAAGUGAUUAUCAAUUGAAUUAAAAAUCUUUCUAAAAACAUCCAGUGACAUCUCUAGGAAGCUGGUCUCAUUCCCGUACUCCUUACAACAUCAUCACGAUAUGAAGCAGGGCGGUGAUGAGAAAAAAAGAAAAAGUAUAUCAACUAGGCGAUUAUUACUCGAUCCAAUACCAAAUUCUCCGAACUAACAUCAUUAGAAUUGUCUUACAAAUGAGAAGGGUUAAUGUCAACCGUCCACUUUUCACUCGUUCUUCCUCAUUUAGUUUUCCCAUCCUCCUCUCUACUUAUAAUGUCGUUGCAGAUACUGUGUUGAUGAACGGUGGGCCCGUUUUAUUUAUAUUUCGUUUUGUGACUUGGUGUUUGCCUCAGUGGCAUUCUUUUGCGCAGUUGACAUGCAUGUUGCUGUGGCAAACAAAACAAACAACUACAUAGAGAUGACGGUCUGAAAUUGUUCAUAUUUAUACACAAAUUUUGUAUUUGUGGAAUGGUGCAGUAUUAUUACACUGAUUGAUUUAGUAUGUCAUGUUGUUCAUUGGUUUUCUUUUUAUCAUCUUAGCUCAACACACUCGUCUUUAUCAUGGCGCUGUUCACUUCACUUCAAAAAAAAUCAAGGAAGAGACGUCACCGGCAGCACCACCAUCACCACGACGACGAACAAUCUAACUUGACGUAAGAUAGCACUUUUGACUGAUACAUGAGCGUGUCAAUCGUCUCUUGCUAAAACUUGGUUUUCACGAGCGACGCAAGCAUAAACACAAGCUUAACAGCUCAGAGAAGCAAGCAAGAAUAUAGCGCAAGGAUCAAAAUUUGUCCUUUUUCUUGCGCUACUCUUUGUGCUCGUCGACGUUCGUUUUCAAUUGGCAUACUUACCUGAUGCUCGCGUUUGUGCUUGCGCUUGUGUUUGCGUCGCUGGGGAAAACCAGGCUUAAGCAUAAAAGACUAUUUAACAACUUUUCACCGAAGUAGAGGUUGCUCGUGGUGGAUAUUUACCGAACCGUGAAGCGGCGAGAUUAAAUAUCAACUGCUAGUUUCCUCCACUGAGGUGAAUAGUUAACUACCAUGCCAUAGAUAACGGAAGAUAUUAGAUUUAUGCAGACCAUGUAUUCAAAACCGCUUCCCUCAACUGACCAAUCUCCAACUGCUCAGUAACUGAGAAAUGUUAUAAUACCUAAAAAUGAUAAAAUGAUAAAGUGAAAUUUACCGAAUCCCUCCCAUAAGGUUCUGGAGUAUUCCAAUAAUCCAUUCCUCCCCAACUCCAUUGGAAGUCAAUUUUCCACAGUCCACCAUUAAACUCUGUUCGAGACGAUUGAUUCCCCCUCUGUUUCCCUUUAAUACCACGUGAUCCCCUCCCCUCCCUCCCCCCCUCCCCCCCUCCCCCUCCCCCCCUCCCCCCGCCGAUAAAUAGAGACUGGUUCGUUAUGAUUUAAACUAGAUAAUUCUUUAUUCAUUUGUCAAAUGUCUCAAAUCUUUCCUUUUUUUUCACGAUUUCAAUUUGAUUUCAUCGACGCGGAAUAUUUGAUUCACUUUCACAAUCUUGCUUUAUUUUAAAAAACCUUCAGGUUCGGAAAGAGUUUAAGAAUGUGUACAUACGCUGGAAGACUAAGGACAAGACAUACGGGAUACAGAAACCCACGCAGCAUUUUGUAUGAGGAAUAAUUACCCUCUUUACGUCUCUGUACUUAACUCGCCCUCUUUCCUUAAAUGAGACAUUCUUAAUUCAUUGAUUCGUCCUCUCUAGGAAGUAUGUUCUGUUUUUCACUUGCUCUUCUCCCCUGUUUGACCCCAUUUCAAAAGAUCAAUUCAUGGUCUGCCAUAUUUUCACUCCUUCUCAUUUUUCAGCCAUUCUUUCAUCCGACCCAACCUCUCCCCUGUUAGGUAUACAGUAUUUCUUUGAAUAAGCACCCACGCCCUAAGAGGUGCUCUCCGCCGAAUAAGUACCCGCCCCUAGGCGCCCCCUCACCACCCCCCCCCCUUCACCUCGUCUCUUCCCUUCAUUUCCUCAGCUGGUAGGGAUACAAAGAAAAUCGCUUUCUUUUUCCACUUUAUCUAUAAUUUUUCAAGCUUCAACUGCAGCGGAAUCAGAACAGGAGAUCAACAAGCGCCCUCUUCGAUUAAGCGCCAUCCUUCCAAUAAGCGCAUUCCCCCCGCCCCUCCUUUGGCCGACAUUUUAAAUAACCGCUUGUUUGAGGAAAUACUGUUCGGCAAUUUUUCACUGUUUCAUCUCCAUUAUGAGUACCACAAUGUUAUCCUUCUCCCGCUUGUCACGUCGGUUCAAAAUUCAUUGUCAGCUACCUACAAAUGAAACAAGUAGGUUUCUUUUGACUCUUUAACUCUUUAACUUCCAGACUUGAUCAACAUGUAACUUCUCCCUGAGGUUCCAGUUUAUUAUCUUGUAAAUACGUUUUGAGAACAGUCAGUCUUAUCAGCCGGAGAGUAUCAUUCUGCAGUAACACCAAACUCUCCCCUCUAAUUUUCAAGGAAAUGUAUCGUGGUAAGAGGGGAGAAUUUCCAAUUGGAUCUUGAGGGUGAAAGGGUGAACUAACCUUUUUCUUUUCCCCUUCUUCCUUCCCACUUUUCAAUUCAUGCACUCUCCCUCCCCUCCCUGUUCGUAUUCGCAAGACUAUUCCAUUUCUCUGUAUUGAUUUCUUGUUUCUUUCUUCACCUGUUUAACGAAAAGUUCUGUUUCGGUUUUUUUUCCUUAGAAACGCUCCUAUCACUCAGGGGAGACGGCACCUCUCCGAUCCCCGUAUGAUUUUGACGACGAUGGAAACGCCAAUAGCAUAUCUACCACGGAGCCAUCCAGCAGCGGUUUCCGUAACAGUGUAACGAGUCGGUUCACCACAGACAACAGUAUCACAGAUGCUAUAGGAGAUGAAGAUACCGGUGCACCAGGUGUGUGUUCGAAAUAUAAUUUCUCUCAAAUGCGUUUAUAAAUUCUGCUCAGUCCAAGUAAUAAGAACGUGGUUUUAAAUAAAUUACAGUGAUUUCUAGUCAGCUUCAAUACCCUAGAGACCGAAGAAAAGUGCCCCCGCCAAAUCCUCAUUUUUUUUUCUUCAAUGAAGACUAGAUUUGUGCCCUACGAAGCCAAGUUUUCCUUAAUUACAGUCGUCCUACAAGAAAUGUUCCUUUGCAAUUCAAUUCGGUGGGGAGAAAAGAAGAAUCACCUAGAAAGUAAAUACAAGACUUAAAACACAAAAGCAAUCAGAGGCAAUCUCAAGCCACGAUCAUACAUGGAACCAGGCUAACUGGUUUAGGGCGGAAGGGGCUGGGCAUUGAUUGCUGUAUAGUGGAAUUUAUAAUUGCUUUUUUUCAAGGAACCAAUUCCUCUGAACCAUUUUAGGAAUGACUUAUGGCUUGCAGAAACUGCACGUUCUGUUUGUUUGUUUGGUUGUUUGUUUGGUUGUGUCGUCCAAGUCUUUCAUUUCGCUUAGCGAAAGAAUACGUUGUAAUGGAGUUAUUCCUCAUUUCUGGGAACUAAUUUUUGUUUGGUUGUUCAAAUUUUAGAUGGAAAAUCGCGAAAGGCCAAGUACCCUGAUAAUCCUGAACUUGGUAAGUCGUUUACAAUGCGUAAACUCAAACAUUUCUAUGUUUUAACUCCUUUGUAGUCAAUAUUUUGAUGGUCACGAAACGAAGAGGAAAAUAAGGGGUGAUAUUACUUCGUUACGCAAUAUUAUUGUGCAGCGAAACAUCUGUAACACAUCUUUGGUACAGUCAGUUAAAGGCUAACAAUCUUGUGAGUAUAUAUAGAGUGGGUAGCAUUAUAGGCGCACUCUGAUUGGCUACUCAAACUCCAAAUAUCCCUUGCUAAUCACCUCCGAGCAACGCGCGCGCGAUUUGCGCCCGGAAAGAUGGUAAUCGUUGCAGGAAGAAAUGCGUUCGGGUUUUUACCUAAUUAAUUAUGCAAAAAAUACAGUAAAAUUGACCAACUUUAAUGUGCUAGUGCUGAAGAAAUCGGUGGUGUUUUUACUUCAAAAUAUAAUUCAUUUGAUUUUUAUUUGUGGCACUUUUAGGAGCUUUGGUGUAAUUUUAAAAUUUUUUACAUGAUUUUUUAACAAAGUACUCUCAAAUGCUUGUUGCAAAAAGCGAGAAAUAAAGCAACUUCAAGCCUUCAAAACGCGUCUUGGUAUAUAAGAAAUCAUGUCAUGGUAUAUAAGAAAUUACAUGCGGGCACAAAGUUUGGUCCUUAUAUGAAAAUAAUAUGAAAUAAAAAAUUUGGAUGAUUCAGAAAAGUGCCGGUAAAAUAAAAGAGUUUGCGACGCACUGUGGCCAAGAUCAGGACGCAAACAACACUUUCACCUUUACCGGUAACCUUUUAACUCCCAAGAUCUCUUUAUAAUUCUUCUUACUGUCUGCCAUAUUGUUUUUUUAGAAGUUAGUUUGGGGAAUUUGGUAAUGGAUCAAGUAAUAAUACCUAAAUAAGCUUUUUCUUAUUCUCAUCACUUGUCUGCUUGAUAUUUUAUUGAUAUUAUAUUGACAUUGUAAGGAGAAAUUCUGUCUUGGUCACUCAUGGGAGUUAAAGGGUUAACCCCCUGUUACUAUCCAGUAUCUCAAGUGAUCUUGCGUUUUACUUUGAUGAUCUCAGAGUUAGUCUUCAUUUUAUAUUGAAAAAGUUUAAUACAUACAAGGAUAAGUAACCCUUCUUCGAAAUGUUUUUUACCCAGUAAAUCAUUUUUUUCUUUGUUUAGACUAGCAUUAUCAUUGUUGACGAAUGUAAGCUAGCCGUGGCAGUGAAUUUUGGGACCAAAGCAACCUCCUUCUCAUGUGCCGCAGCACGGCAGCUUCAAAUUAAAGAUGAAUCUGAAAAUUACAGGUAUAUUUUUAUAUAAAUGCACACCAUCAAGAAAGACCCUUGGAGUAGGCAGAGUGGCUGAGUACUUAGGGCACUGGCCACCUGCUUAGGGACUUGCCAAGUGCUUAGGGACUUGUCAUCCGGUGGUCCCAGGUUGUAGUUCUCCACUUUGCUACUCACUGGAUUUCUUUUCAGUUGCACUGAGUUCCACUCGUUGGGUUUGCUCUGUUUAAAGCCAAUUUGUCUGCCUUUUACUAGUUGAGGUUCUUAAAAACUGUGUUGAUGUUUAUUUACUGUGUUUAUUUCCGAUUUGUUUGAAUUAAUUAUUUCUAAAAUUUGUAAGCAAAUUGACAAUAGAGAAAUAUAUCAUACGAACUGUUAAUAUUGUUAUUGUCGUUAUAAGUAAUUGUUAUUAUUAUUGUUAUUAUUAAUUAUCAUCAUCAUCAGAGCUUUAGGUAUUUAUUAGCGGGUCAAUAUAUGCAACAAUUUUAGUAUAGUGGGUGACCUUUAUUGUAAGAUGUUUUUGACGAGUUCUUGACCCCAAGCAGUGAUUUUUUUGUCAGAUUACUUAUGUCAAACUGCUGUUGGAGCUCUCAUUUCUGGGAGUCAAAGGGCUAACUGUAAUCUUGAGGGCUAUAACUUCCUGAUCAGUGCUCUUUGAUCACAAGUGUACACUUUUUGCAGUACUUGACCUAUACAUAAUUCUAGAUAUCUACUUGCUUUUUAAAUUCACAAAAUCGUGUAUGGAAUGUUUUCGUGUUUGUAAUUAAAAGCGAACUGUAAAUAGUAACACUGUGAUCCUUUUUUUUUUUUUUUAGCCCCUUGCAUUUGACAGGCCCUCUUCUUCUCGGUGGGCUCGUGCCGCUACCAAUUAAAUUCCCAGUGCCCUACAAACAUUUUACUGGCUGCAUCAGAAAUGUUUACAUCGAUCACAAGUUCUUGGACCUCAGUCAGCCAUUGUACAACAACGGAACCAGUGCUAAAUGUAAAGCAAUGGGCAACACGUGCGCCUAUAAACAACCUUGCGGGCGAGGCACGUGUUUUAACUUACUUGGUACUCGCCGGUGUGACUGUCCCACUGGAUUUGAUGGAAGUCGCGGUGAAACAGGUAUUGAAUUUUUUUUUACGGAUAUGUAAGUAAUCUUUCCUCUCGCACUUACUUUAGUUUGAAGCGUUCGCAAGAGUACGGAAUCUUUUGAAAUAUUUUCAAAUACUUAGUAUCUAAGAUGCAGACAACAGUUCAUGAGUUGUGCAUGAUAAAGGACACCUUAUGAGCAUUUAAAUGUAUGCGGUUCCUUGUUAUGAAAAAUAUAUAGUCGAGUUUGUCUGGUUUAGUGAAUCUUCAAUUAAUAAACACACGUACUUAAUCACCGGUAUUUUUGCCUUGAAUUAUCGAUCCAUACCAGAUUUUGACCCAACAGUUCUGAGAAAAGAGCGAAAAAUUAGUUUUACUUUACAUCUGACGAAGAUCUGCUGGUUUCAAAAACCCUGUGAACAAUCCUCAGAGUUGAAAGAUUCCCUUCCUUAACGUUAAGGGCCGAGUUCCUCAAAUACUGUCUUCUGUUGUGUCAGCAAUUUCUGUUUCUUAACCCUUUCACUGCCAAGAUAUCAUCGGUAAUUCUCCUUACUGUCUGUCAUACAAUUCUUAUGAUGUUAGUUCUGAGGAUUUAGUAUUGGAUCAAUUAAUAAUUCUCUAAUUGAUAUUUUUCUUUAUUCUCAUCACUUGUCUGCUUGAUAUUGUUUUGACAUUGUGAGGAGAAAUUAUGUCUUGGUAAUUUAUGGCAGGUAAAGGUUGUUGUAACUCAGGUUAAUUAAUUUCCUAAACCCUUUAACUCCCUGAUCAAAUUUGUAAUUCUCCCUACUGUCAACCAUACAAUUCUUACGAUGUUAGUUCAGAGAAUUUAGUAUUGGAUCAACUAAUUAUUCCCAAAUUGAUGUUUUUCUUUAUUCUCAUCACUUACCUGGUUGAUAUUGUAUUAAUAUUGUAAGGAGAAAUACUGUCUUGGUCACUCAUGGGAGUUAAAGGGUUAAAUUGGAGAGAAAUUAUCCAGGCCUCCAGUCAGCGUUGAUUUUCUGGGAUUCGCAUUCCCCUAAAAUACCCCAGCUAAGGAGAACGUCAAUUUCUUAUCACGGGUUCUUUGAUGUAAACCAUUUAUACUAACUUCCUUGUUCAACAGGUGUGAAAUACACUGGGAGAUUCUCAAGACGGAGUUUUAAGAGGGUGCCUGCCAACUCAAAGGUCAAUCUUCUGUGGAGUGUUUCAAUGAGAUUCCACACAGCUAAGCCUCCAGGAACUCUGUUUGAAAUCUCAUUUUCGUCAUCAUCUUCGGUGCCGGAGGUAAGUUAUGUAAAUCAAGAUACAUUUUUUAAAAGCCAUUGAACGUUGAUAUACUUACGUGAACUUCGUUUCUAUUUCAGUUGGUUGAUGGUAAACUGUCGCACAACUACAAAGAGUUGUUGGUUCUCCAAUUGCCAGCGGUGAAUGAUACCCAGUGGCAUCACAAGUCAGACAUGAAUUAUCAAAAGAUGUAUUUGAAAUGUCGUCAGAAGAAUUGUAAUCUAUUCCAUUGGUGGCGUUACAAACCCUCCAGGAAAACACAGCAAAUUCUGUGUGCUGACAUGGAAUGACAUUUUUUGUCGUAGAUAGACGACGUCAUCUUACACUGCCCUUAUUUUAAAUUGUAAAAGAAGAAGGAGUAGAUGCAUAGGUUGAAAAAAUUUCGGACGGUAAAUGGCGAAGUUACGCCUAAGAACUUAUGGGUUUUAAACCUCAUGAACUCGAUGCCUUAGAACAAGGAGAUCCUAGAGAUUUUCUAACAUUUAUAUCAAUUUUAAGUAAAAUGGUAUAAUUCGCGUUUUUCAGAGCGUAGAUUUAAGGAAGGCAUAUCCACAGAUGAAGAACUGUUCUUAUUUGCUCAGGAAUUAGCCAAAGAAGAUCCUAAAAAAGUGGAAGAAUUUUUCACGAUUUUAUUUCAAAAAUGAAUUUUGUACAUUUUUUGAUUUUUUAAUAGGUGAGCUUUCUGAAGAAGAGCAUGCACAUCUUGCGCAGAGGAUUGGAUUAUCGUUGUUUAGGAGGUUAGCUCCACGACUAGGCCUAACUAGUAGUGAACUGGAAUGUUUAGAAAAC
Messenger RNA from Pocillopora meandrina, 9320 nucleotides. The record is from the annotation of a GenBank genome assembly. Lineage: Eukaryota; Metazoa; Cnidaria; Anthozoa; Scleractinia; Pocilloporidae.